GGCCCGUACAUUCCAUGGCACCAACCCAACUCAACUGCUCAAACGCCUACUUUAGACAUGCUUUUAUUCUGGAUUGAUUCAAAGCGCGAAAGGCAAGAAACGUAAACCGCCUGCCGCCAAGAAGCCAUGAAAAGAACAAGCAAAUCGCUCCUCAAUAUCUAUCUUUCCAAACUCAUCUCUCAAAGCAACCCAUCAAUAGUACUCGUCAAACAUCUUUCAAUAUUAAGGCCUCUCAGCACGAAAACCACAAUAAACUCAACAGUAAAGCACAAGGGUCCAACGAAAUCCAAUAAAGAUUCGUUUAUUCUGGAAAAAUUUAGGCAAAGAAAGCUCCAGGGUUCUUUAAAAACGACAACCCAACAACAAGAAACGACAAAUGUGAAUGUUAAUGAAGUGGGAAGCAAAAAUGACCAGGGGAAUGGUGGAGCACCAAAGGAGGUGUCAAGUUUUGAAGAGUUGGGUUUGAAAGAGGAAGUGGCAAUGGCUGCUGCGGAGAUGGAUAUUUGGGUUCCAAGUGAAAUUCAGUGUGUUGGGAUUCCUGCUAUUUUGGAAGGGAAGAGUGUGGUUUUGAGUUCUGAUUCCGGGUCUGGUAGGACUUUGGCAUAUUUAUUCCCUCUUGUUCAGCUAUUAAUACAAGAUGAGGUAUUUUCAAGCAUGAAGCCUAAACAUCCUAGGGCUGUUGUGUUGUGCACAACAGAGGAGCUAUCUGACGAGGGAUUUCGUGUGGCUAAGUUGAUCAGCGAUUUUGCACGGCUAAAAUCCGCAAGGGAAAGUAGUUCUGACCAGUCAUAUCUAGAGGAGCUCUUAAAUGCCCCAAUCGGAAUGUUAAUAGGAACACCUAGUGAGGUUUUGCAGCAGAUAGAGGAAAGCAUUGUAACUGAUAACAUCAAAUACUUGGUAUUGGAUGAGGCAGAUGCAAUUUUUGAUCAUGGCUUUGGUCCUGAAAUCAGCAAGAUCAUAAAAUUGUUGAAGAAUCAUAUAUCAGAAUCAAACUGCCAAGGACUUCAAAUUAUUUUAGUUACUUCUACAAUGUCGAAGAUACUAGGAAAAAGUGUUAUUAUGGAGCGUAUUGAGCAUGAUAAUGCUGGAAAACUCGCAGCAAUGCUGCUUGAGAUGGACCAGAUGGAGGCUUUUGAAAUUAUUGAGUUCCCGGAUGCUCUCAAGAAGAAAAUGGCCGAGGCCAUUGACUUCUUUACAUCAGGAUCAUGAACUUGGUCACUUGCAUUAGUUUGAUUGAGAAAAUUACAUAGCUAGAAUCAUUUCUUGGUGCUAUCAUGAACUGAUGUUUUAAGGCUCAAUGGUUUUUGUAUAGUUGAUGAGGUCUUCUCCAACACUUCGAAUCUGUUUUAGGAGGCAGUCCCUGUGGUAAGUGACAGUUUCGUUUCUGACUUUUGUAGAGGGAUUAAAUAUUAUAUAGUUAGUGUAUAUGAUAAUGAUUACUACUUGACACUUCUGUUAUAUUAUAGUUAUAUUGCACGUUUCAUUUGAGUAUGGAUUUAAAAUUUUGGGAUGAG
Messenger RNA from Jatropha curcas, 1514 nucleotides. Its product is annotated as DEAD-box ATP-dependent RNA helicase 39. Gene Ontology annotation, molecular function: ATP binding; RNA binding. The record is from RefSeq and is a predicted model, not a curated record. NCBI's taxonomy places the organism in Eukaryota, Viridiplantae, Streptophyta, Magnoliopsida, Malpighiales, Euphorbiaceae.